AUGAGCGGCAGCAUGCGGCGGAUCCUGAACCUGGGGUUGUUCGAAGGGGUCAAACGCGCGUAUUCGCUGCGGCGCCUGAACCUGGAGCUCUCCAAGGUGAAGUUUUUCCACCCGACGGCACAAGAGGCGGCCGCUCAUGGCAAGGUGCUGCCAACACUGACGCCAGCCCAGGCCGAGGCCACCAGCAGGACAAGGAUCUGCAACACCGAUCUGGCGACGGCGGAGGCGGCGGCGCCCAAGAUCGAUCCGCCAAAAACCGAGCUGGUCAUAAAGCCACCGGAAGUCUCCUACUCCAUCCGGUCUCCUCGCUGCGUUCAUUUCUUGCCAACCGCCUCGGAGAGCAAGGUUGUCAUGGUCGACCGCGGGAACCGCAUGAUACGCUUCAACAUCGUCAAUAGCCCCCACUACAACGAUACCCAGGACGGCCAAGUCCCCAGGCACUCCCGCUACAUCGAUUCCAUGCCAAGCCUCCACGGGUACAAGGAGGCGCCGCUGACCAUCUCCGUCCCUCCCACGAACUUACACCUCCUUGACGGCGAAGACGCAGGCGACCUCUACAUCAUCGAUAGCGUCCUCCAUCCCAACAAGGCGGACGUACGCCCGCAGUUCGAGGCCCUGGUGUGGAGGGGGAUCACCACGUCCCUCGUGUCUCACAGGUUCUGGCACUGCGACAUCCUCCCGCUGCCCCCGUGGAUCACGCAACACAGGAAUGACUUCGUCUAUGGUCACGCCCUCGUCGGCGACACCAUCUGCUUCUCCAUCUCUGGCCCAGAGGGCGAUGGCACCUACUGCUUCCACAUGGCGACUCGCCAGUGGAGCAAAGCUGGCGACUGGCUCAUGCCCUUCCAUGGCAAGGCAGAUUACGUCCCUGAGCUUGGACUCUGGUUCGGUGUCGCAGACGGCCUCCCCUGCGCUGCUGACCUCUCUGGCGUCGUCGGAGGGGAGGAGCCGCCGCCAGAGAAGAUGCGGAUCUGGGUGCACGAUGACCUGCCAGAGGAGUGGCAGCCAAACCAAUUUUUCAAGCCCAGGGUCAUCAGCCUUGGUUCUGGCAAGUUCAUGGUCGUGGACUUCUUGGAUGACAUGCAAUUCGACAAGGAAUCCAACGAGAUGUGUCUUGAAAAGCAAUUCGCCCUCUUCACUGGUAUGGAAGUAGCCUACAGCAACGGCAACGGCAAAGGCAAGAAUAGCAGAAAUGGUGCCAUCAAAGACAAUGACCACAGUAGUGGCAGCGAGAAUGGCGGCAAAGGCAAAGGCAAAGGGCUGAUCCGUGGCCUCCGUAUGAUCAAGCACAAAUCCGGUCGUUACAUGUUCAACAACCAUCAGAGGAUCGAGGAGGUGCUCUGA
Triticum turgidum subsp. durum (durum wheat) is the source of this 1344-nucleotide messenger RNA. NCBI's taxonomy places the organism in Eukaryota, Viridiplantae, Streptophyta, Magnoliopsida, Poales, Poaceae. The record is from the annotation of a GenBank genome assembly.